AUGACGGUCAACAAAUCAAAAGUCACUCAACAUGCUUCAGAAAGCAAUCCUCUCAUUCUCAUGGCGGCCUUCCCCGGAGAAGGUCAUACCAACCCGCUCCUUGUCAUCGCAGCAUACCUCGUCAAGAAGGGUUACGAAGUUGUGUUUAUUACAACUGAAGACUUCCGGAACAAAGUCGAAGAGGCGGGCGCCGAGUGGGUUCCUACCAACAGCCCUAUGACCAACACGACCUACCAAGCCCUCCGCGAAGCAGCUUCUUUGCCGAUUGGUCCGGAGCGGUUCGCUGCGCAGAUCAAAGCUGUUUUCUUGGAGACACUUCCUCCACGAACGCUAAAGAUGGAGGAGGUUCUUUCCCAAUUACAAGCACGGAAUCCAGACCGCCAGAUCAUUGUUGUCGAAGACAUUUUCAACUGGUCGCUCUUUCCUUUCAGACAUGGCCGUCCUCUGCCUCAAGGCUUCAAUACGGCGCCCAAGUCUAUUGGCAUCGGUGUGGCAGCUUUUAUGAUGGAAAGUCAAGACACGGGACCAGUCUCGCUUGGCUUGCCCGCUGACGCCACCGACUCAGGUCGUCAGCGCAAUGCGGUUCUCCAACAGUUGGUUGAGCGAGGCCCAAUAAAACCUAUGAUCGAUGCGUGGCAGCAGGCCAUGAAGGAUACUGGGUGUACGGCCAUCCUAAAGACAAACAUUUUCCGUUCGUGCUACACGGCGCAUGACUAUACGUUGCAACUUUGCUCUCCCAGCCUUGAAUACAACAUUUCGGACUUACCACCAUCUGUGGAAUUCGCAGGUGUCUUGCCUCGUAAGUCCGCUGCUCCAAGCUUUCAGUAUCCUUCAUGGUGGUCAGAGGUCGAGAGAGCUCAGAAAGACAAUCAAUACCGGCAUGUGGUCUUCGUCUCCCAAGGUACUGUCAAUAUGGAUUACUCCGAACUCGUUCUUCCAACAAUCGAAGCCUUCUCUCAAACUGAAGACAUCCUCGUUGUUGCAACCUUGGGUGGCCGUGGCGCUCAACUCCCUCAUGGCUUUGUCGUUCCCUCGAACGCUAGGGUCGUGGACUAUAUGCCUUACGACAUUAUGCUUGAGUAUACCGAUGUAUUUGUCUCCAACGGGGGAUAUGGCGCCUUAACACAUGCUGUGAGGAACGGUGUUCCCAUUGUACUAGCAGGAGAAAGCGAGGAGAAGAUUGAAGUUACUAUGCGGGCAGUUUACGCUGGCCUUGGCGUCAGUCUAUCGACCCAGAGGCCUUCGACAGAUCAAAUCAGGCUUGGAGUUGACCGUAUUUUCCAAGAUACCAAGUUCAAAAAGGCGGCAAUGAAGCUAAAACAUGAGAAUGAUGGCAUGGAUGCAUUAGCAGCGGUGGAAAGAAAGGUUCGUGCACUCACAUUGUGA
Colletotrichum tamarilloi is the source of this 1386-nucleotide messenger RNA. RefSeq lists its product as uncharacterized. The transcript has a single exon. Bases 1 to 1386 code for a protein of 461 amino acids. Gene Ontology annotation, molecular function: UDP-glycosyltransferase activity. The record is from RefSeq and is a predicted model, not a curated record. Lineage: Eukaryota; Fungi; Ascomycota; Sordariomycetes; Glomerellales; Glomerellaceae.